Brassica oleracea var. oleracea is the source of this 609-nucleotide messenger RNA. RefSeq names its product signal recognition particle 14 kDa protein. The transcript is spliced from 5 exons. Gene Ontology annotation, biological process: SRP-dependent cotranslational protein targeting to membrane. NCBI's taxonomy places the organism in Eukaryota, Viridiplantae, Streptophyta, Magnoliopsida, Brassicales, Brassicaceae. The record is from RefSeq and is a predicted model, not a curated record. Gene Ontology annotation, molecular function: 7S RNA binding; endoplasmic reticulum signal sequence receptor activity. The coding region runs from base 166 to 537 and encodes 123 amino acids. Gene Ontology annotation, cellular component: signal recognition particle, endoplasmic reticulum targeting.
UUUUAUUUACAGCUACCGAAUAUAUUUUGAGUUUUCUCCGACCGGUGGGUGUUCGAAAGCAGACACCAUCAGCUUCUCUAGUCUCCGUGAUCCAAAACGGAAGAGGAAGUUUCCUUUUCAGUGCUUUGAGGAUCUGCAAGAAGUAUCCACCUGAGAUUUUCAACAAUGGUUUUACUACAGUUGGAUCCGUUUCUGAAUGAACUCACGAGCAUGUUCGAGAAAAGCAAAGAGAAAGGUUCUGUGUGGGUUACUUUGAAAAGAUCAUCUUUGAAGUCUAAGCUGCAGAAGAGGAAACUGAGCGCUGCUGGAGAAUCCAUAGAGUACAGAUGCCUUAUUCGAGCUACUGAUGCUAAGAAAACUAUUUCUACUUCGGUUGGUGCCAAGGAUCACCAGAGAUUUCAAGCAUCAUAUGCUACCAUUCUUAAAGCUCACAUGACUGCUUUGAAGAAGAGGGAGAGGAAAGACCGGAAGAAAUCAACAGAAGCAGACAAGAAAGAAAGCACUUCUUCAACCACUACUAAACCCAAGAAACUUUGAUCUCCUCUUUUUUCUUUUAUGUAAUCUCAUUUUGAUCUGCAAUUGUUGCUUAUAAAUUGAAUUUUGAAAAGA